Symbiodinium necroappetens is the source of this 1527-nucleotide messenger RNA. NCBI's taxonomy places the organism in Eukaryota, Dinophyceae, Suessiales, Symbiodiniaceae. The record is from the annotation of a GenBank genome assembly.
AUGCGGAAAUCUGGAAGGAAGGCAGAGCACGUGAAGUGCCAAUGUCCCGAAUUGAAUUUGAAGAAUGGUCUGUCCUCCACGGCAAUCGACCAGAAGUGGAAGGCAAUGAUGGCUGAUAGCUCCGUGAUGAAGGACCAGGUCGCGUCGAAUGACACAAGCGGCAACUUCACAGGUUACGAGCAGUCUGUGGCAAAAGAAGAUGUGGUGGAGUCGCGGCAGCCGACAGAGCUGGCGCACAACCGUCUCGUGCAGGCGGCUAGGGAUCUUCGGUUGGAGUUAGACAGCGAGUUGGAGAUGGACAUCGGCAUUUUGCCGAGCAGUGGCGGUGGCGGCAGUGGCCUCCUCGCAGUCGCCGGGCCCGCCCCUCCUUCGUUGCCGAGCACUGCAUCAGUCAAAGGCACUGUGGCCGCUGACACAAAGGGUGCCGCCGUGAAGGCCAAAGCCAAGCCGAAAGCCCGAAAUGGCGCUUCCGAGAAACCAGCUUUGGUUGCCAGCAAAAUGCGGAAAGACACAACGAAGGCCUGGAAUCACAUGCAAGCAGCCGUGCAGGAAGCUCAGAGGAUUGGGGACGCAAUGCUGCAAGACUGCAUCCGAGAACAUGGCACGGCGGAUGAUGCAAGAAAGGCAGACCAGUCUUUUGCAACCGUGGAACACAGGGUGAAGUGUUUGCGUUUGCUGAGCAACGAAAGCCGUGCCAAACCGACUGAAGAGUCUGGGCUGAAGAUCUUGGCUGAGCUCCAGCAGGACUCGUACUUCAUGGAGCAAGGGUGGCCGUGGGGAGCUGCUCAAACAAUCGGGCAAAUGUUUUAUGUGAGGCUGACCGCCAUUGAGCUUCAGCGGACAGCAGAAGCUGUGCACCAGAUGGCCGCUGAUCACCGGGAUGCCAUAGACUUGGUGAAGACAGUGGCAGCAGCUGUCAUUGCUGAGGCAACAUCAUGGCGAAACCACGUUUCUGCCCUACGCAAAGCGAGGGAUGCAGAGCAAAAGGAGUUAGAACGAGAUGCAAAACGCAGAAAGAAAAAGGAGGAUGCAAAACUCAAAGCUGAAGAGGCCAAACAAAAAAGAGAAGCAGAAAAAAAAGCCAGGCAGGAGAAGAAGGCAGCUGAAGCUGCAGAGGUGGCCGAUGGCGAUGGCGAUGAUGCAGGGGCCAAGAAGCGCACCCGUGGUCCUACGGCAGGCCGUGCGCGGUCAAGAGGGAUACAGUCGGAAAUCGAGGAGGCUGACCCCGCCCUUUUGCAGUCUUGGGCAGCAAGCUCCACUUGGCCGAAGGAAAACUGUAUGCUGGUUUGCGAUUCCACACCUGAGCUGGCAGGGCACAUCGCCAGGACUGCUGGAAUGGUGCCUGCAGUUGCGCGCUUGAGACGCUCCGCUCUCAAGAAGGUUAUCGAUGUGCGCUCCUUACGUGGGUUUGUAUGUACAAUGUACAGUACAGACUAUAUACACACUCUGUGCUUUUUCUCUUUCCCCCUCUCUCUCUCUCUCUCUCUCUCUCUCUCUCUCUCUCCCUCCCUCUCUCUCCGACUGUGA